Messenger RNA from Trypanosoma conorhini, 4431 nucleotides. RefSeq lists its product as uncharacterized. The transcript has a single exon. The record is from RefSeq and is a predicted model, not a curated record. NCBI's taxonomy places the organism in Eukaryota, Euglenozoa, Kinetoplastea, Trypanosomatida, Trypanosomatidae. Bases 1 to 4431 code for a protein of 1476 amino acids.
AUGUUCUUGAUACGGCUGGUUCUCUUCUCGGCAUUGGUGUUAAUUCACUUGUCUCCUACGGAAGGGACUUUCUUUGCGGUGCGAGGGGGUUGCAUCGAUGAUCCUGGAAAAUGGACUGCGUGUGUUCACUCCGCCGCUGAAAAUGGGGCCGUUGUUGCGUUUCUUCGUGCUCAGGAAAUGUCUGCCGCCGGAAUUGCCGGGUACGUGCAGGGCGGCAAUGUCUAUUGGAACGAUGGGUCGGCAAUGAACUGGAAGCCGCCCGGGUUUGACCCUUCCUCGGCGGCGGACGCCGGGUUUCUUGUGGUGCGAAGCGACGCCUCAUGGGGCGUGUUGGCGUACGACGUGUUUCCGGACACAAUCUUUAUCUGCACCGAUGGCGAGGUGCUGCCGGGCACCACAACCACGACUUCCACGGAGGCGCCUGCUACGACCACAACAGAGGCACCGACAGAGGCGCCCACCAAUGUUUCUGAAGUUGUAGACGCUCUGGCAGGCGCGAUGAGCGCGGUAGGCACUUUUGAUAUCGUUCCUUCGACCACAAAUACUGUGGAGGUGCCUGUUAAAGCAACAGCUUUGCUACAUCAGUUAGACGUACUUCGUCAGAGGCACCAUUACUUUUUUGGUGUAUACUUCGCAGAGAAGGGCGACGCUGUGAAACCGCAGGGGGUUUCGACCUUGAUGCGUGGGACGGGAUCGACACUAGAGUUUAUAGUACCCUUGAGCUUGAUGGACUUGGGUGUGAGGCAGUACCUGACGCGUGUUGUGGCCGUAAACAAUUUGGGGACUUCCAUCUAUCGUCAAACAGACGCUAGGCUUCUUAUUCACUCCGUUGAGGAGGUGCUACAGAACUUAAAAGGCAGUGUAGAAAUUAACGAGGAGGACAUGGUCGAUGGUAGGGACAUCAUACGUCCACUGCGUGUCAUGGGACCGGGUACCAGGGUGCAGCAUACAGUCGCGGUUUCGCCGUCUGCUUUUAGUGGGCUUUCCCUCACCAUGAUCAACCAUCGCAGGGUGGGAAAAGCCUGCGCACCAAGUAAUUUGCCCAUUGAAUUUGUCUUUGCAAAUGGUAAGUUGCAGCUGUUUCUUCCAAGGGAGUACGUGGAGCGCGUGAGGACGGCCCCGAGGAGUCUCUGCGCCUCUGUAGCGGGCAAACACGUCGCCAUUGCGGCCCUUGAAGGGAGGCGAUGGAAAUUCACCGCCGCCAAGUCCAACUACGCGUGGGGGGAACCAAUCCAAGUGCUGGCCUCGGGUGCCUCUUCCGCGGCUGUGGCAAGCAACAUGUAUUCGGCAUUUCUUUCACACUCGGCUCGGUGUACUUCAGUAGAUGAUGGUGUUGUCUCGCUGGAGCUUGAGACUUCAGCUCUACCUGCAGGAGGUUCCACCUCAUCUUUGCCCCGGGAGCAGCAGCAAGAAUUAACGCUUUACCUCAACACUGCUUCGGCCGGAAAAAAGACAGGAUACUUGUGCGCUCAACAUGCAUCGACCGGAAGAAAAAUUCCUAUUGUGUCCUUGGCAGGGUCACGUGUGAGGGUUACAGGUGAGCUGCCUACGAUGCUUCCCUCCGGUUGGGUAGCUUUUUUUAAUGGCUCGACGGGAUCGAUGACGCUGAAGGACGUUGUUUUGCCUUCGCAGUCCGAGAGUGAUGUGGAACACUUUAAUUUCGUUUUGCGACUCAUAACGCAAAACUCCCUGCGUGUUCGCUUUGUCCCUUUGCCUGUUGGUGCUGGCUGGGCAACAAGGCUACAGAGGUGCCGUGGAAACACUGCAGGGAAUGAAAUGCAAUUUGCCGCGAAUGGGGGUAUUCUGCAGAUGAAUACUCCUUUUUUUCCCUCAGAUUCCGUCGGAGUUCUUUGCGCAGGUGCCGAGUAUCUUCGUGUGAACUACAGGGUUUAUGAGCCCUUGCAGUGGCUGCAGCGAUUCGGCGGGUCCGACGCCGCCGUGCUCUCCGCCGUGCUCCCGAGUUUGCCAACUUCCGCUGUAAGGCUGUCGGUCACAAAUUGGGAUGUGUCUGCCCACUUUGCUGUCCGUCUCGCCGUAGAUGGAAGAUGCCACGUUGGUUUCACGGCCAAUGUUUGGCAGGCUUCAGACGCAGCACACGCUGUUAGCUUCCCAAAUACCGUUAGCGGAACGUUCACGCUUUGCGUAGGUGUCUACACCGCUGCUGGGGGGACUUCAAUGUUUGUGUCGACCGAUCGUAAGGUUUUUGUGAUUUCCUAUGAGACAGGUCUAAAGGCCUGGAAAAAGGAACAGGAGGUGUUGUCUGGAACGUGGACGCCGUGUGGAGCUUCUUCCGUGUGCGGGUACGUGUCCCCGCAACCCUUCUUGGAGGUGUGUGGACGCCAGACCGUGACGCAUGCGUGGCCCAGCAUUGUCACAGAGAUGUUUUAUUCCCUCGGAAGCCUCAGUGUGAAGUUGCGCGGGGAGGCUCAGAUUUAUCCUGGGGCCCUAGUGGAGGACAGGGUGUUUGUCAAGCGCGAGAAGUUCAGCUGCCAAAAUCUUAGCCGCGUAGAGGUGAGUGGAGACGGACACCUAUACAGUACAUCAGCUGUGAUAAACCAGGCGCACUCCGUGGUGUCGCUGAAGCCAAGCACACCUCUUGCAGGCGUUGUCCUUGGCUUUGCCACGUGGGAUGAAGGCUGCGACUCCACGUCGAUUCGACACAAAGUUCUUGUUUCCACCGUGGCCCCUGCUGCAGGCCCCGUCUCGGCCUUGGAUCUUGUUUCCUUGCUGGGGGGCCGCGAGGAGAUGUACUUUGUUGUGUGUGUGCUGCAAGCAACUUCAUGGAGGACUGUGUCCCAGACGCACAUCCACGCAAUCCCCAGCGGUGCGGAAGCUAAAAGUGUCGGUGCGGAUGCCAUUGCGACGUUGAGCCCAAACGAACACGAGCGACUUCUUUACCUCUGGCAAACAGGAACAGAGGAGUGGAACAUCGUGGGCUCCUUUCUCCCCAACGUGGCGAUGUCGCUUGCGCUUGUCUGGGAUAACGCUUCUUGUCAUGCUUCACCCGCGUACGCCGCGCUUAUGCGGUACGUUUCUCCCACUACGGCUCUGGUUCGUGUUGAGGCCUCCUUUAUUGCUGCGGCGCCCACACCGACCUCGUUACUGUACCCGUGCUACUCUAUUGAGGGUGCACCUGCCUUGCCACUUCGCAUCGAGCAGCGCCGCAAAAGGUGUGUUGUCAUCUUGAACCUUUCGCUUUCCUCCCUUAACUAUCUUCCGCACUUUGCGAUUCGCUACAACACAACGGAAUACACCACUAUCAUUUUUUCUGACCCUUUGAACGCCCCAAUCACCCAAUUGGAGCUUUUCCUUCUGCCUUCACCCGUGGAAGCGGGUGCCGCUACCAGCUGCUCGCCCACUGCCCAGCGACACGUCUUGUCCCUACUGGUGCAGGUAAAUGAAUUUGGGUUGCGAUACGUAACUAUCGCGCCGAGCGUUCCCGCGAUGCUAGGCUCUGCAGGGCGCGAAGUCUACUUGCGUCUGUGUGCUACAGCCUCGAAGGGUGUCAGUCCAAGUUUUGUUCAAGUUAGUGCGUAUCUUGUCGUUAACAGCAUCGGCUCAGUGACGCAACCGGCUCCGUUUUCCUUGGAGCUUGUUUUUCUUUCUUUAAACAACACCGGCCACCUGCUGCCGCUGCCCAAAUGUGCAGAGUCCGUAAAACGGUACGUUGUUGACGCGACGGGUUGGAGCCUCGAUCAACGAGGGAUUUUGAUAACCUCCAAGGGUAACAAUCGCUUUCUUCUCUUUAUUGAGCCCACUUUGGAAGUGACAGGCGAGGACGCUACCAAACAGUUGCGGGCUGUGUACAGGGCGAUGGCGUCGGGGAAGCACUUGCCCCUGCGUGUUAGUUAUGCAGAUGGACUGUGGUUUGUUCUUUGCUCCGUAGAGGGUGUGCAUCUCUUUAACCAGACGCCCUACGACGAACUUCCGCGCGUUGUUGUGACGGGGUUGGAUGCGGCCAAUGGUGCAUACGACGGGGACUUGACGAAGCAGACUAUUACGAUCUUUUGUAUCGUCAUUGUGCCUGUCGUUGUGGGCUUUGUUGUCUUCUCCCUGCAGCGCACUGUGCCGCGGCUGAGCCUGCCAAACUUGGGCAAAGGCUGGCUGAAGCAAAGGAACGGCAAUGGGAGAGGCACGCGUGCCAAGGCGGCCCACAAUGCAGUUUUCGCCGUGCUGGACUGCGAGGGACCCGACUCCCCGCCCCCGCGCAUCCCGCAUUCGAUGGAGACUGACGUUCACCGCGCCGCCCUUGCGGCGGAGAACUCCGCCGCCGGCCCGUUGUACGACUCUGACGGCGACGAGGCGCCCACCUCGUUGGGCUGCACGCCGCCGCCGCCGCCGCCGCUGCCGGUGGGCAAUGCCACCUUUUCCUUUCGUGAGCACGGAGCGGGCGAAACGAGCAGAGAUAGAAAUGACGAGGAAAACGCGUGA